This is a messenger RNA of Homo sapiens (human), 8442 nucleotides long. It is a transcript of the gene COL5A1, whose product is annotated as collagen type V alpha 1 chain. Gene Ontology annotation, molecular function: extracellular matrix structural constituent. The transcript is spliced from 66 exons. The record is from RefSeq and is marked reviewed. Lineage: Eukaryota; Metazoa; Chordata; Mammalia; Primates; Hominidae. The coding region runs from base 386 to 5902 and encodes 1838 amino acids. Gene Ontology annotation, cellular component: collagen type XI trimer; endoplasmic reticulum lumen; basement membrane.
GUCCGCACUCUCCGUCCCCGCGGCUGGCGCAGGACCUCACUCGAGCGGAGCGCCCACGGGGAGCGGGUCGCGGGGCGGCGGCGGCGAGGAGGAGGCGAGAAGGAGUUGGAGGAGGAGGAGGAGGAGGCGAGGGCGAGCUAGCCCAGCGGGGUCCCGGCCGCCCCGCGGGCCAAAGUCGAGCCCUCCCGCCCGUGGGCGAGCGCGCCAGCCGCCCCUUCCAGAACAGCCGCCGCCACAAAGAAGAACGGGGGGUGCCGAGGUCCCCAUGACCUCCUAAAGUGGUGCGGUCCCUGCUGAGUGCGCUGCCCGGGCCGUGACCCGCGCCCCUGUGCGUCCCCGCGCGCCUCCGAGCGCCCCUGUGCGCCCCGGCCCGCGCCCCGCCGGCAUGGACGUCCAUACCCGCUGGAAAGCGCGCAGCGCGCUCCGCCCGGGCGCCCCGCUGCUGCCCCCGCUGCUGCUGCUGCUGCUGUGGGCGCCGCCUCCGAGCCGCGCAGCUCAGCCAGCAGAUCUCCUGAAGGUUCUAGAUUUUCACAACUUGCCUGAUGGAAUAACAAAGACAACAGGCUUUUGCGCCACGCGGCGAUCUUCCAAAGGCCCGGAUGUCGCUUACAGAGUCACCAAAGACGCGCAGCUCAGCGCACCCACCAAGCAGCUGUACCCUGCGUCUGCAUUUCCCGAGGACUUCUCCAUCCUAACAACUGUGAAAGCCAAGAAAGGCAGCCAGGCCUUCCUGGUCUCCAUCUACAACGAGCAGGGUAUCCAGCAGAUUGGGCUGGAGCUGGGCCGCUCUCCCGUCUUCCUCUACGAGGACCACACGGGGAAGCCUGGCCCGGAAGACUACCCCCUCUUCCGGGGCAUCAACCUGUCAGAUGGCAAGUGGCACAGAAUUGCUCUCAGCGUCCACAAGAAAAAUGUCACCUUGAUCCUCGACUGUAAAAAGAAGACCACCAAAUUCCUCGACCGCAGCGACCACCCCAUGAUCGACAUCAAUGGCAUCAUCGUGUUUGGCACCCGGAUCCUGGAUGAGGAGGUGUUUGAGGGUGACAUCCAGCAGCUGCUCUUUGUCUCGGACCACCGGGCAGCUUAUGAUUACUGUGAGCACUACAGCCCUGACUGUGACACCGCAGUACCUGACACCCCACAGUCGCAGGACCCCAAUCCAGAUGAAUAUUACACGGAAGGAGACGGCGAGGGUGAGACCUAUUACUACGAAUACCCCUACUACGAAGACCCCGAAGACCUAGGGAAGGAGCCCACCCCCAGCAAGAAGCCCGUGGAAGCUGCCAAAGAAACCACAGAGGUCCCCGAGGAGCUGACCCCGACCCCCACGGAAGCUGCUCCCAUGCCUGAAACCAGUGAAGGGGCUGGGAAGGAAGAGGACGUCGGCAUCGGGGACUAUGACUACGUGCCCAGUGAGGACUACUACACGCCCUCACCGUAUGAUGACCUCACCUAUGGCGAGGGGGAGGAGAACCCCGACCAGCCCACAGACCCAGGCGCUGGGGCCGAAAUUCCCACCAGCACCGCCGACACCUCCAACUCCUCCAAUCCAGCUCCGCCUCCAGGGGAAGGUGCGGAUGACUUGGAGGGGGAGUUCACUGAGGAAACGAUCCGGAACCUUGACGAGAACUACUACGACCCCUACUACGACCCCACCAGCUCCCCGUCGGAGAUCGGGCCGGGAAUGCCGGCGAACCAGGAUACCAUCUAUGAAGGGAUUGGAGGACCUCGGGGCGAGAAAGGCCAAAAGGGAGAACCAGCGAUUAUCGAGCCGGGCAUGCUCAUCGAGGGCCCGCCUGGCCCAGAAGGCCCCGCGGGUCUUCCCGGACCUCCAGGAACCAUGGGUCCCACUGGCCAAGUCGGGGACCCUGGAGAAAGGGGCCCCCCUGGACGCCCAGGCCUUCCUGGGGCCGAUGGCCUGCCCGGUCCUCCAGGAACCAUGCUCAUGCUGCCCUUCCGGUUUGGAGGUGGCGGCGAUGCGGGCUCCAAAGGCCCCAUGGUCUCAGCCCAGGAGUCCCAGGCGCAAGCCAUUCUCCAGCAGGCCAGGUUGGCACUGAGGGGACCAGCUGGCCCGAUGGGUCUCACAGGGAGACCUGGCCCUGUGGGUCCCCCUGGGAGCGGAGGUUUGAAGGGCGAGCCGGGAGACGUGGGGCCUCAGGGUCCUCGAGGUGUGCAAGGCCCGCCUGGUCCGGCCGGGAAGCCCGGAAGACGGGGUCGGGCUGGGAGUGAUGGAGCCAGAGGAAUGCCUGGACAAACUGGCCCCAAGGGUGACCGGGGUUUCGACGGCCUGGCUGGGUUGCCAGGCGAGAAGGGCCACAGGGGUGACCCUGGUCCUUCCGGCCCACCAGGACCUCCGGGAGACGAUGGAGAAAGGGGUGACGACGGAGAAGUUGGGCCCAGGGGGCUGCCUGGGGAGCCCGGGCCACGUGGUCUGCUUGGGCCGAAGGGGCCCCCAGGUCCUCCCGGACCUCCCGGUGUCACGGGUAUGGACGGCCAGCCGGGGCCAAAAGGAAAUGUGGGUCCCCAGGGAGAGCCUGGCCCCCCAGGACAGCAGGGUAAUCCAGGCGCCCAGGGUCUUCCAGGCCCCCAGGGUGCAAUUGGUCCUCCAGGAGAAAAGGGUCCCUUGGGGAAACCAGGCCUUCCAGGAAUGCCCGGUGCUGACGGACCCCCGGGACACCCUGGCAAAGAAGGCCCUCCAGGAGAGAAAGGAGGUCAGGGUCCACCUGGCCCCCAGGGUCCGAUUGGCUACCCAGGUCCUCGAGGAGUCAAGGGGGCCGAUGGCAUCCGUGGUCUGAAGGGCACAAAGGGCGAGAAGGGUGAAGACGGCUUUCCUGGGUUUAAAGGAGACAUGGGCAUCAAGGGUGAUCGGGGGGAGAUCGGCCCACCCGGUCCCAGGGGAGAAGAUGGCCCUGAAGGCCCAAAGGGUCGCGGAGGUCCCAAUGGUGACCCCGGUCCUCUGGGACCCCCUGGGGAGAAGGGAAAACUCGGAGUCCCAGGGUUACCAGGGUAUCCAGGAAGACAAGGACCAAAGGGCUCUAUUGGAUUCCCUGGAUUUCCUGGCGCCAAUGGAGAGAAGGGCGGCAGGGGGACCCCUGGAAAGCCAGGACCGCGGGGGCAGCGAGGCCCAACGGGUCCGAGGGGUGAAAGAGGCCCCCGGGGCAUCACUGGGAAGCCUGGCCCCAAGGGCAACUCCGGAGGUGACGGCCCAGCUGGCCCUCCUGGUGAACGGGGACCCAAUGGACCCCAAGGACCCACAGGAUUUCCUGGACCAAAGGGCCCCCCUGGCCCUCCAGGCAAGGAUGGACUCCCAGGACACCCUGGACAGAGAGGCGAGACUGGUUUCCAAGGCAAGACCGGCCCUCCAGGCCCCCCCGGCGUGGUCGGCCCUCAGGGUCCCACGGGAGAAACGGGCCCAAUGGGUGAGCGUGGCCACCCUGGGCCCCCUGGACCCCCCGGUGAACAGGGGCUUCCGGGCCUUGCUGGAAAAGAAGGGACGAAGGGUGACCCAGGCCCUGCAGGCCUCCCUGGGAAAGAUGGCCCUCCAGGAUUACGUGGUUUCCCUGGGGACCGAGGGCUUCCUGGUCCAGUGGGAGCUCUUGGACUGAAAGGCAAUGAAGGGCCCCCUGGCCCACCAGGCCCUGCGGGAUCUCCAGGGGAGAGAGGUCCAGCUGGAGCCGCUGGGCCCAUCGGAAUUCCAGGGAGACCUGGGCCCCAGGGACCCCCAGGGCCGGCAGGAGAGAAAGGGGCUCCUGGCGAGAAAGGCCCACAAGGCCCAGCUGGCCGAGACGGUCUCCAGGGGCCUGUGGGGCUCCCGGGUCCAGCUGGCCCUGUGGGUCCCCCUGGAGAAGACGGAGAUAAGGGAGAGAUCGGGGAGCCGGGGCAGAAAGGAAGCAAGGGGGACAAAGGAGAACAGGGUCCUCCUGGGCCUACAGGUCCUCAAGGCCCCAUCGGACAGCCAGGCCCCUCUGGAGCUGACGGCGAGCCGGGGCCUCGGGGCCAGCAGGGCCUUUUCGGGCAGAAAGGUGAUGAAGGUCCCAGAGGCUUUCCUGGACCCCCUGGGCCAGUGGGGCUGCAGGGUUUGCCAGGACCUCCAGGCGAGAAGGGUGAGACAGGAGACGUGGGCCAGAUGGGCCCCCCGGGUCCCCCUGGCCCCCGAGGACCCUCCGGAGCUCCAGGUGCUGAUGGCCCACAAGGUCCCCCAGGUGGAAUAGGAAACCCUGGUGCAGUGGGAGAGAAGGGCGAGCCUGGCGAAGCAGGUGAGCCUGGCCUUCCGGGAGAAGGCGGCCCCCCGGGACCCAAAGGAGAAAGGGGAGAGAAGGGCGAGUCAGGCCCUUCAGGUGCUGCCGGACCCCCUGGACCCAAAGGCCCUCCCGGAGAUGAUGGUCCCAAAGGCAGCCCUGGCCCAGUGGGUUUUCCUGGAGAUCCUGGCCCCCCCGGAGAGCCUGGCCCCGCGGGUCAAGAUGGUCCCCCUGGUGACAAAGGAGAUGAUGGUGAACCCGGGCAGACGGGAUCCCCCGGCCCUACUGGUGAACCAGGUCCAUCGGGGCCUCCAGGAAAAAGGGGUCCCCCAGGCCCCGCAGGCCCCGAAGGCAGACAGGGAGAGAAAGGGGCCAAGGGAGAAGCCGGCUUGGAAGGCCCUCCUGGGAAGACUGGCCCCAUCGGCCCCCAGGGGGCCCCUGGGAAGCCCGGACCGGAUGGCCUUCGAGGGAUCCCUGGCCCUGUGGGAGAACAAGGUCUCCCAGGAUCCCCAGGCCCGGACGGUCCCCCCGGCCCCAUGGGUCCCCCAGGACUUCCCGGCCUCAAAGGAGAUUCUGGUCCCAAAGGUGAAAAGGGUCAUCCAGGCCUGAUCGGGCUCAUCGGUCCUCCGGGUGAACAGGGUGAGAAGGGCGACCGUGGUCUCCCUGGCCCCCAGGGCUCCUCCGGUCCUAAGGGAGAACAGGGUAUCACUGGUCCUUCUGGCCCGAUUGGGCCUCCUGGGCCCCCUGGCCUGCCGGGUCCGCCUGGUCCAAAAGGUGCUAAGGGCUCCUCGGGUCCAACUGGCCCGAAGGGUGAGGCAGGCCACCCAGGACCCCCAGGCCCCCCGGGCCCCCCGGGAGAGGUCAUCCAGCCCCUGCCAAUCCAGGCAUCCAGGACGCGGCGGAACAUCGACGCCAGCCAGCUGCUGGACGACGGGAAUGGCGAGAACUACGUGGACUACGCGGACGGCAUGGAAGAGAUCUUCGGCUCUCUCAACUCUCUGAAGCUGGAGAUUGAGCAGAUGAAACGGCCCCUGGGCACGCAGCAGAACCCCGCCCGCACCUGCAAGGACCUGCAGCUCUGCCACCCCGACUUCCCAGAUGGUGAAUACUGGGUCGAUCCUAACCAAGGAUGCUCCAGGGAUUCCUUCAAGGUUUACUGCAACUUCACAGCCGGGGGGUCGACAUGCGUCUUCCCUGACAAGAAGUCCGAAGGGGCCAGAAUCACUUCUUGGCCCAAAGAAAACCCGGGCUCCUGGUUCAGUGAAUUCAAGCGUGGGAAACUGCUCUCCUAUGUGGACGCCGAGGGCAACCCUGUGGGUGUGGUACAGAUGACCUUCCUGCGGCUGCUGAGCGCCUCUGCCCACCAGAACGUCACCUACCACUGCUACCAGUCAGUGGCCUGGCAGGACGCAGCCACGGGCAGCUACGACAAGGCCCUCCGCUUCCUGGGCUCCAACGACGAGGAGAUGUCCUAUGACAACAACCCCUACAUCCGCGCCCUGGUGGACGGCUGUGCUACCAAGAAAGGCUACCAGAAGACGGUUCUGGAGAUCGACACCCCCAAAGUGGAGCAGGUGCCCAUCGUGGACAUCAUGUUCAAUGACUUCGGUGAAGCGUCACAGAAAUUUGGAUUUGAAGUGGGGCCGGCUUGCUUCAUGGGCUAGGAGCCGCCGAGCCCGGGCUCCCGAGAGCAACCUCGUGACCUCAGCAUGCCAUUCGUUCGUGAGUGUCCCGUGCACGUCCUGACCCUGGACAGUGAAGGCUUCUCCCUCCCCUCCCACCUGACUUCAUCUACGCCUCGGCACCACGGGGUGUGGGACCCCAGCCCGGAGAGAACAGAGGGAAGGAGCCGCGCCCCCACCUGGAGCUGAAUCACAUGACCUAGCUGCACCCCAGCGCCUGGGCCCGCCCCACGCUCUGUCCACACCCACGCGCCCCGGGAGCGGGGCCAUGCCUCCAGCCCCCCAGCUCGCCCGACCCAUCCUGUUCGUGAAUAGGUCUCAGGGGUUGGGGGAGGGACUGCCAGAUUUGGACACUAUAUUUUUUUCUAAAUUCAACUUGAAGAUGUGUAUUUCCCCUGACCUUCAAAAAAUGUUCCAAGGUAAGCCUCGUAAAGGUCAUCCCACCAUCACCAAAGCCUCCGUUUUUAACAACCUCCAACACGAUCCAUUUAGAGGCCAAAUGUCAUUCUGCAGGUGCCUUCCCGAUGGAUUAAAGGUGCUUAUGUUUUUGUGAGUUUUAAGUAAAUAUUUGUAUUGUAUUGUUAUAAAUGUUAAGUGUGCCUGGCUUUCAAUCAUGCACGGAAACCCAGUCUCAGUCCCACGGACAGAAUGGGCGAGGCAUGGAUUCUGGGUUGCAGUACCGUUCUGAUUAGAAAUAGGAAGUCUCCCCACCCCCGCCCUGGCCAAGAACGUGCAAUAAAUUGGAAGUUUGCCCCGGGGCAGCAAGAAUUUAUGCUGCCAUUGAAAAGCAGGUACCAGUGCCCCUUUUCAGACAGUUUUUGAUUCGCUCUAGACUUUUUUUUUUUUUAAUAGGGAAAAAAUUUGAUAAUUUUCUUUUUUCUACAUGCACUUAAGACUAAAACACAGGUUUGGAUUAAUUUUAUUUGCUUCCUUUUUCCGCUUUUCUUCCCGCAGAGCCUGAUGGGAGAAUGUCCAGGGCAGGGAAACCACAUUUUUUGUAGGUGAUAACUCAAUGAAAAUUGGUGCUUAUUUUUUACACUUCUCUCUUGUGGCUCUCUUGUGGUGCUAUCUAUCUGUUUUAAGGUCUCCUUGAAGGCGCACUGGGGACCCUGGCCAUGCCUCGUUCUCCCUGCUUUCUUUAUCCUGUUAUUGCCUCCACAGUCUGUUGCCAAGGACUCUAAGAUCAAUGCACGUCACUUUCCUUUCCACUGGGCAGGAUAGCCAAGCACACUCCCUCCUGCGCUCUCCCGCCCCGGUGCGUCCACUCCCGAGGGCUGUUAUGAGGACUGGGUUGUGCCUACUUGAUUUGAAAACACACACAAGCAAUAAAAAGCCUCUUCCUGCAUUGUCUGUGGUGUGACCAUAGCAGAUUAUAUUUGGUUCCUGAAUGUUUGUGGUGCUAAUUUCUGUGUUUGUUCCAAGCCGUUCAGUCAUGCCAUGCGCUGCCUCGGUAGAUGGAGUAAUGUACAAUGAACUCCAUGAGUCUCUCCAGGGCUGCCUGCAGCACGUCUUUUCCAAGUAGCCUAUUUGGAUUCCCAUCUCAAAUGUCCUGGAUGCGAGCGUCAGCGGCUCCAGAGCUCGGGGCGGGUGAGGUCCCCUUUGGGGAACCCUUUCCUGGCCAUCGAGGUCGGGGGGCUGCCGUCUGUGGGCAGGAGGACCCGAGGGGCAGCCAGGAAAGGCGAUCUCUUCACUGUGAAAAGUUGCCCGGGUGCAGCGCCUUUUCCUUCUACCAUGGGAAAUGCAGGCUGGGCCCUUGGGGUGAGCCUGCGGGGCUCUGGUGCUGUCCCCGACCCCCACCACCACCAGAAUGCAGUUCCAGCUUAGGAAGCCACAAACAAGCCACCCAGGAGGAACAAAACACCGCCAGCGUGGAUUUUCCAAAUUUCCCUGGAAAGUAAGUCUCGCUCUUGCCAAAGAAAAGUCUGGCUUGGAGAGUCUCUGGAGCCCAGGAUGCCAGCAUGUGCCAAUGACUGUCACCUUCAUCUCUUCAAAAGAAAAGCCAUAGCCGAGGACUGUCCCGCGACCCCCGUGGACUGCGUCUAGGUCAUGUGAUUCUGUUUUCAUUUCUCAUCCCAUCCAAUUUGUCCUUUUCUCCUGUCAUUUUCUUCCUCUGUGGUCCCUUCAAAGUUGUUAUAAUUUGUACUGAACUUCAAAAUGUGUCCCGUUCUCCCCAGACCACUCUAGCCACAGUAUAUUGCAAUAAAAUUACUUCUUAUAUUUGCAGAAAUUCUUUUGGUGUAAUUUUAUUUUUUCCUCUCAAUAUAUAUAAUUGGACAAACGCUGGCAAAAAGAAAAAAAUGGUAAGCAAAAAACCCAAGAUAAAGUUUCGAGGACAUCAGGCCUUUUGAAAUACAAUGUCAAAUGACACAUUGUACGGUUUCAAAAAAUCCGCUAGACAUGUCAUAAGUUUUAACUGUAAUGCCCAGGAAAGGAUAUCUUAAAAUAUUCUAAACUUGUGUAACAAAGGAAUAAUUAACUGUAAUAGUUUUUCAAUAAAUCGAGUUGGGUGUUUCCACCGUAAA